AUGUUAAAAAUUCUCAUCCCAACACUAAUGCUAUUUCCCACAAUCUGGCUUAGUCCUGCAAAGUGAUUAUGAGCAACAUCAACUGCCCAAAGCCUACUUAUUGCACUAGCGAGCUUAUCCUGGCUCAAGUGGUCAUCAGAAACCGGCUGAACCUCCUCCAACCUUUAUUUAGCCACAGACCCCUUGUCGACGCCCCUCCUAGUAUUAACCUGCUGACUACUUCCCUUAAUAAUCCUCGCAAGUCAGAACCACAUCAACCCAGAGCCCCUUAGUCGCCAACGGACCUACAUCUCUCUCUUAGUCUCUCUUCAGAUAUUCUUAAUCUUAGCAUUUGGUGCCACAGAGAUCAUUAUGUUUUAUAUCAUAUUUGAAGCCACACUUCUUCCAACUCUAAUCAUCAUCACCCGGUGGGGCAACCAGACAGAACGCCUCAGUGCUGGCACCUACUUCUUAUUCUACACCUUAGCCGGCUCCCUGCCCCUCCUUGUAGCCCUCCUCCUCCUACAAAAUGACAAUGGGACACUAUCCAUGCUGACACUGCAAUAUACACAGCCCCUCCACCUUCUAACAUGAGGGGAUAAGCUAUGGUGAGCUGCCUGUCUCCUGGCCUUUCUUGUAAAAAUACCCCUAUACGGCGUCCACCUUUGACUCCCCAAAGCCCAUGUAGAAGCCCCAAUCGCAGGCUCUAUGGUCCUAGCUGCCGUCCUUCUUAAGCUGGGCGGAUACGGCAUAAUACGAAUAAUAAUUAUGCUAGACCCCCUAACCAAGGAACUAGCAUAUCCAUUCAUUGUCCUAGCCCUCUGAGGUAUUAUUAUAACCGGAUCCAUUUGCCUCCGUCAAACGGACCUGAAGUCACUGAUCGCUUACUCCUCCGUAGGACAUAUAGGAUUGGUCGCAGGGGGCAUUCUAGUUCAAACACCCUGGGGAUUUACUGGCGCAAUUAUCCUUAUAAUUGCACACGGACUUGCCUCUUCAGCACUAUUCUGCCUAGCAAAUACAAGCUACGAACGAACACACAGCCGGACCAUACUUCUAGCCCGAGGGAUACAAAUAAUUCUCCCUCUAAUAACCACCUGGUGAUUUGUAGCCAGUUUAGCCAACCUAGCCCUCCCACCUCUUCCUAAUCUAAUGGGGGAACUAAUAAUCAUCACCACCAUGUUUAACUGAUCACACUGAACUCUUCUCCUCACAGGAGUCGGAACGCUGAUUACAGCCAGCUAUUCCCUCUAUUUAUUCCUAAUAACCCAACGAGGGCCCCUACCUUCUCAUAUUAUUGCCCUUGAACCCACCCACACCCGUGAGCACCUGCUUAUCACCCUACAUCUUAUCCCCAUCAUCCUCCUAAUCCUAAAACCGGAACUCAUAUGAGGCUGGUGUUUCU
Molecule: messenger RNA, 1381 nt
Organism: Coregonus clupeaformis (lake whitefish)
Lineage: Eukaryota; Metazoa; Chordata; Actinopteri; Salmoniformes; Salmonidae
Source: the annotation of a RefSeq genome assembly